Rhincodon typus (whale shark) is the source of this 4042-nucleotide messenger RNA. RefSeq names its product TSEN2 tRNA splicing endonuclease subunit (gene tsen2). Bases 339 to 1505 code for a protein of 388 amino acids. The transcript has 9 exons. Gene Ontology annotation, molecular function: tRNA-intron lyase activity; nucleic acid binding. The record is from RefSeq and is a predicted model, not a curated record. NCBI's taxonomy places the organism in Eukaryota, Metazoa, Chordata, Chondrichthyes, Orectolobiformes, Rhincodontidae. Gene Ontology annotation, cellular component: tRNA-intron endonuclease complex. Gene Ontology annotation, biological process: tRNA-type intron splice site recognition and cleavage; tRNA splicing, via endonucleolytic cleavage and ligation.
UUUCAAGAGUGCCAAUCACCCUGUUUAAAUAUCAUAGAUGAGGCAAAUAGGCAGUUUCCAAAAAGAAUUUAAAAACUCAAUUAUGAAGGCAUUCGUAAGUUAUUUGCUAGGACAAAUCUAAUUUGUGUUUUCAAUACAUUAGACAAAGAAAGCUUCAUUGCACAAUUGAUGAAUGCUGUCGAGACACUUUAUUGUGGAAACUCAAUGGGAACGAAGAAACAGUAAGAGAGGGUUCGGUCGGUGAUGUUUCUGAGUUGCACUGGCGGCUGAUACUGUGUGCACGUUUGGAACGGCGCAACCAUCCUGUCUGAAAUUACUUCAAAGGAAUCUUUGGUGCUAUGGCAGAAGCAAACUUUUGUGCACCAAAAAGAAAGAGAAGAGUGUAUGAAUCUUACGAAGCUCCUUAUCCUGUGCCGUUAACACAAGAAGAAUCAAAUGCACAUGAACAAGAACAUUAUUACGCAGAAAUUAUGAAUAACAAUGUAAUUGUGAGGAACCCAGACAAUAUGCAAGCCCUGUAUGGAAAGGGUUAUUUUGGAAAAGGGGUGUUGUCGAGAAGCCGACCAGAUUACAAUAUUUCAGACCCCGCUUUAGCUGCCAAAUGGAAAGAUGCCAAUCUUCUGCAUAUGCCCAUAAUUUCAUCAACAAAGUUUCAGCACCAUGUAGAGUGGGCGAAAAGUCUCCUGCAAGAACAAGGCCUAGAAGAUGCUUUCAUUGAGAAAAUUUUGGAAGAUUAUACAAAACCAAUAGAAUUAUCAUGUGAUAGAAGAAGCAGUGAAUCUGGUGAUCAUUCACCAGAAAUAAAUAUCAACUCCCAAGUCUACACAGCUAAAGAAGAAUCUGGUGAAGGAGCUGAAAAUAUGCAUAAUGGAGAAAAUCAUUCUGUCAAAAGCACUCAAAAUAUGGCACAUUGUUUGGAAGGUGAUGCACUUUACAAUCCUUUAGCAAGACCUGCAGACUGUGAAACAACUGAGAGGGAAGCUGGAACAGAAGUACACUGUCCCAGACAUAAUGAUCUCAUUAUUCACUGUGGCUGCCAGUAUCCAGAUGAUAUGAAUGAAGUUCUGCAGUACAAUUCAAUUAAAGAUAACAAAAUGUCCGUAGAACAUGAAUAUGUUCUAGUGGUGGAAAACAUACUACCAUUUAAUGAUAAAGAAUUGAGUAAAAAACCUGAAGUAACAGAGAGAUUAGUCUGCAAGAGGAACCCAUUCAAAGUUUUUGAAUAUCUUCAACUCAGCUUGGAAGAGGCCUUUUUCCUUGUCUAUGCUUUAGGAUGUUUAACCAUUUAUCAUAAUGAGGAACCUCUGACUAUUCUCAAAUUAUGGGAAAUAUUUAGUCUGAUUCAACCUGGGUUUAAAACUAAUUACAUGGGUUAUCACUACUUCCGAAGUAAAGGCUGGGUGCCAAAAACUGGACUGAAGUAUGGAACAGAUCUUUUUGACCAUAAUGGAAUCACAACAAUAUUUGUUAUUGCCUUUAAUGUCUGGAACCUGGAUGAAUAUUGAUGAAAUCUUGCUGCAUUCUUGAUCAACAAUUCUGUAUUGACAAAUUAACAAAAUUCCUAUCAACUGAAGCAGCAGAGUCUGUCUUGUCUUUACACAAGUACUGACAAUUUUGGGGUAAAUGCUGUGUUUUCUAUUUUCAUUUGAUAUUUCUAACAUUUUCAAUGAUUUGUAUCUUCUCAUCGUGUCCUAUUUUGCUGUGAAUUAUGUCUCAAUCCAUUCUAUUGCUGUUAUGAUAAGUUAACCAUAUUUUCAGUAAAAUAUUCAAUAAUGGAAGCUGGAAAACAUCAUGAUACUCAUGGAAGACUAUUUAAGUAAUGAAUAAGAGGAAGUUUUGUAAUUUACUACUUUUCUUAUGUUCUGAAACAUCAAAGUUUUUACAUGUGACUCUGUAAUGACCAGAAGAUUUCUUAAUUUUUAUUUUGUCUCGAUGAACAUUUUCUGAGGCUUAAUGCAGCUCUGUAUCAGAAGGUUGUGUUCAAGUCCUACUGCAGACUACUGAACAGUGUUGCUGUGAUGGAGGUGCUGUCUUUCUGAUAUUAAACUGAGGCUCCAGCUACCUUCUCAAGUGGUCAUAAAAGAUUCUGUAGGACUAUUUCAAAGGGUAGAGUUAUUCUCCCUGGUGUUCUGGAGUAUAUUAGUUCAUUAACCUGAUUAUGUGUUAAUUAUCACAUUACCCAUUGUGGGAGCUUGCUGUGCCCAAUCUGGCUGCUGAGUUGCCUCAGAAGUCAGUCAAACUGAAUAGUUUUGAAGUAUUUACUGAUGCCCUGGUGGACUUGAGGUGGUAUAUAGUUGCAAAUCUUUUUCUCUGUCUCACUGAUCAUUCAAUAACCUACUAUCUGCGAAUAUAGAUAAACUGCUCCCAGCCACCUAGACCUACGGAUGCAGCCUCUUUCUAUUGUAUUUUUGUAUUCGGCAUAAUUUUCUAGCAGUUAUUGAGACGAAUUAAGUACUCUGUGCCCAUGCUCUCUGCUCUGCGUUGUUUCCUAAUUUACUGCAUUUGGAAUUAAACCAACACGGAGCUGAUUGAAAUAGAGAACCUACUGAAGGGACUUGGAAGGCCCAAAGCUGCCUCCCACCUUUAUUUCGACAGCACAUUGUAUCUAUCACAAUGGCUGUCGUUACUAUUGUAAUCCAAUAUUCCUUUAGGAAUAGCAUUCUGUAUUAGAAAAGUUGUGAGGCAUGAUAAUUUACGGCUAAAUUGAAAACUAACUAAGGAAUCAGGUUACCUUUUAUUUGCACCAUUCAUUAAAAGAGUCAUUUGAUUACCUGGCACAUUAUACACAACCGUGAGAUUUAUUGCAGAAGGAUUCUGUUAAAUUAUUGAUGCCAAGCCCGAGACAUUUUCUGUCACUUAUUAUCCAUCUCAGUUUGUUGGCUGUCAUGCUUCAGGCAUUAAUGAUCUCAGAUCUCCCUUUCUGUUUAACAUUUAUCCUUUUUUUACAGGAGAUAAUAGUUUCAGGUGAACAAGUCCACUGCCAUUUUAGGAUCAGUUAGUGAUAUGUCUCCUAGUUCCCAUAAGUCAGAAAUGAUCACACUUCAGGUUCAAAAUACUGGAGCUUCAUUGUGUAUUGCUCUCAACUCCAUGGCUGAUGGAUUGACAGGCUGAUGCAGUGUGACAGUAAAUGUGGUCCAUAGGGUAUCUAUUUGCAUAACAAUUAGUUCCUUGGUCUCGCACAUCUUUCUCUCUAUUUGGUAUAUGUUCUUUUGCUGUUUCACUCCGCUGGCCUUGUUGCUUUUCUCAUAACAAAAUUUAGCUGUUUGGAUAGCCGGUGUUAUUAUCUGUAAACUUGCGGUCGUGUGCUUUGGUAUUGUGUACAGCCUGUCAUUUACAUGUAUUUUUCAUCCAAAUCUGUCUUUUACCACCAUUAGCACUCUCUUUGGUUUUUGGUCUGGGCACCCUCACCAUCGGUUCUAUCUGCUCCUCUCCCCUGAGUCAGUAGCGUUAACACACCAUUUUCCAGUCCCUUUCAGUUCUGAAGAAGAAUCAUUGGACUCAACCAAACUCUGUUAAUUCUGUUUCUUUUCACUGUAGAUACUGCCAGAUCCGCUGUAUUUUUCUGAGCAUUUUCUGUAUUUAUUAACAAUAUAACAGUUUAGUUUAGUUUCCUAUGAAAUUAGGAUUACUUUGGAAGGUUACAUCUUGUAUGUUUAUUUAGUUGGCAUUUUAGCCCUUUUUCAUACAUACAACCAAUAUCUGUUAUUGUGAACAAAUUGCCUCUGGAAAGUUAUCCAUACAGAAUACAGACAUUUUUUUAAAAAGUAACAUGUUACUUCAGGUUUUUUUUAAAAAAUAUAUGAAAUUUAGAAGGAGCCAUAAACUAUCCUUCCUUGGUAAUAAUUCACUGACAUAGCUCAGCACUUUCCCAAGUCAGGUAAGAUCAGUGUGUUUUAUGGAGAAGUUCAGAUAACACUAGAUGAGGGCAAUAUCCUUGUCACAUAAUAAUAAUCCGUAUUUCUUAGGCUGGUCCAACUAAACAAAGUUAGAAUGUAGCACUUCCAUGUACCAGAUUUCAAAAUGAUCCUGAUUUUUCUUUGUA